AUGUCUCCCAUGAACAACUGGUUGGGGUUCUCUCUCUCCCCUCAACAACUCCCAUCUCAUGAAGAUCACUCCCAACCCUCAGUCUCUCCCCUUGGUUUCAACUCUGAUGAAAUCUCCACCACCCAUCAUCAUGUCUCAGCUCAUGAAUGCUUUGAUCUCUCUUCUGACUCCACCAUCCCCUCUCUCAACCUCCCACCCCCUUUUGGCAUACUAGAAGCCUUCAACAGAAACAAUCACUCACAAGAUUGGAAUAUGAAGGAUAUGAGUAUGAACUCGGAGUCUAACUAUAAAAGCAGCACCUCAGAGCUGUCUAUGAUAAUGGGUAGUUCAUGUACUAGUCAGAACAUGGAAACCCAAGCAGGUCCAAAGCUUGAAAACUUUCUAGGUGGAGGGCACUGUUUGGCUGAUCAGCAAGAUCACAAGCUUGGUGGGUGCAACUCCAACUCCAUUAAUAGCUCAGCUUACAACAAUGGUGAAUCUGGAGAUUACUUGUACUCCAACUGCUCACUGGAGCUUCCUUCUUCGGAGCCGAAAGCCGGUGGUGUUCGACCAACUGAUCAUGGCUCGGGUGGCGUGAAUGGUAGCUCCAUUGGCCUUUCUAUGAUCAAGAACUGGCUGAGGAACCAGCCCGAAGGCAAGAGCGAUGGCGGCGUGGCCAGUACCAGAGGGACUAACGCAACCCUAACGAGUACUGGCGGCCAGACUCUGUCGCUUUCGAUGAGUGGCAGUGGUGGUGGAGGAGAGAGUUCCUCGUCUGAUAAUAAGCAGCCUAAGGCGGUGGUGGCUGUGGCGGCGGCCGCAGUGGAGGGACAAAGUGGCGGUGCUCUAGAGUCUGUGCCUCGCAAGUCUAUUGAUACAUUUGGACAGAGAACUUCUAUCUACCGUGGUGUUACAAGGCAUAGAUGGACUGGUAGAUAUGAGGCUCAUCUGUGGGAUAACAGUUGCAGACGAGAAGGACAGACUAGGAAAGGAAGGCAAGGAGGAUAUGAUAAAGAAGACAAGGCAGCUAGGGCUUAUGAUUUGGCAGCACUGAAAUACUGGGGAACCACGACCACUACAAAUUUUCCUAUUGGUAACUAUGAGAAAGAGGUGGAAGAAAUGAAGCACAUGACAAGACAAGAAUAUGUUGCAUCUCUCAGAAGGAAGAGCAGUGGGUUCUCUCGCGGUGCAUCAAUAUACCGGGGCGUGACAAGACACCACCAGCAUGGAAGAUGGCAAGCUAGGAUUGGAAGAGUUGCAGGGAACAAAGAUCUUUACUUGGGAACUUUCAGCACUCAAGAGGAGGCAGCCGAGGCCUAUGACAUCGCUGCAAUCAAGUUCCGAGGACUGAAUGCAGUGACAAACUUCGACAUGAGCAGAUAUGAUGUCAACAGCAUACUGGAGAGCAGCACAUUACCAAUAGGAGGAGCUGCAAAGCGUCUGAAAGAUGCCGAACAGGCUGCAGAGAUGACGGCCAUGGACACACGUAGGGCAACCGAUCACGACAACCUAAUAGCUUCACACCUCACUGAUGGAAUCAACAACUAUGGCAGCUCUCACCCCGGUUGGCCCACAAUUGCAUUCCAACAACCACCUCAGACAUUUAGCGUGCAACAACACUACCCUUAUGGUCAACAAAGGGUGUGGUGCAAGCAAGAACAAGAUGUUAAUUUCCAAGACAUCCAUCAGCUCCAAUUGGGAAGUGGCACUCACAACUUCUUUCAGCCCUCUGUGAUGCACAACCUCAUGAGCUUGGACUCUUCGUCGUUGGAGCAUAGCUCGGCCUCCAACUCUGUCAUCUACAGCAGUGGAGGCGUGGACGGAAGUGGAAAUGGGAAUGGAAAUGGUAGUUUUGGAUACGGGACUAAUGGGGGCUAUGUAAUGCCAAUUAGUACAGUUGUUGCUCAUGAAGGCACUAGCAAUGAGGUGAAUGGUUUUGUGGAAAAUCAUGACCAAAACAUGUUUGGUUCGUCGGAUUCUUAUCAAGCGAGGAACUUGUACUAUCUUUCGCAGCAAUCAUCGUCUGGUGGCGCUGUGAAGGCCGGCCUGUAUGAUCAGAGCUCGACGUGCAACAAUUGGGUGCCUACCGCAAUUCCAACUAUAGCGCCAAGGACUAGCAACAUGGCAGUUUGUCAUGGAGCUCCAACAUUCACUGUGUGGAAUGAUACAUAG
This is a messenger RNA of Cornus florida, 2151 nucleotides long. Its product is annotated as AP2-like ethylene-responsive transcription factor BBM2. Lineage: Eukaryota; Viridiplantae; Streptophyta; Magnoliopsida; Cornales; Cornaceae. The transcript is spliced from 8 exons. The record is from RefSeq and is a predicted model, not a curated record. Gene Ontology annotation, molecular function: DNA-binding transcription factor activity; DNA binding. Gene Ontology annotation, biological process: regulation of DNA-templated transcription. Bases 1 to 2151 code for a protein of 716 amino acids.